AUGGGAACACAAGUGUUUGUUAAUAUAGCAUCCAUUGCAAGUGGUUUAGUUAUUAUUGUAUCAUUAAUUAUUGCUGGUAUCUUAUUGCAAGAUAUUAAUAGUUUUUAUUAUGAAGUAUUAGAUGAUAUGGAUGAAUUUAAGGUAUUAGCAAAUGAUGCAUGGGAUGAAAUAAUGAGUGUUCACGUGAAUCAUAAUUCACCUAUAUCCAAAAAAGAAUCAAUCGCAUUUUUGUUUGGUUCAAAACCACGUCAAAAACGUCGUGCUAUCUGUGCAUGUGCUCUUCAAGCUGUAAAUUGUCCACCAGGACCACCUGGACCACCAGGAGAUGUUGGUUUACCAGGAGAACCAGGUGAAAAUGGUAAGGAUGGUAAACCAGGACCAAAUGGUAUUGCUAUAUCAACCGGUGAGAAAACACGCGGAGGUUGCAUUGCUUGCCCACCUGGACCACCCGGACCUCCAGGUCCAGCAGGGCAAGCAGGACCACCAGGUCCAGCUGGAAUACCAGGUAGACCGAGCAAUGGUGGCGGUAUAGGACAACCAGGACCACCGGGACAACCUGGAGAUGUCGGGAGAGCAGGUCUACCGGGAAAAGAAGGAUUACCUGGAGCACCGGGAUUACCAGGAAUUCAAGGACGUGGUACUCCAGGACCAAAAGGAGCACCAGGUCCAAUUGGUCCAGCCGGAAAUGCUGGUGCGCCUGGUGAAAAUGCUGGACCUGGUCCAGUAGGUCCACCAGGACCUCCGGGACCACAUGGACAACCAGGUAUUGCUGGAACACCUGGACAACCCGGAGAGCCUGGAGCACCUGGUGUACCAGGCAGUGAUGCAGCUUACUGUCCUUGUCCACCACGUUCCGCUAAAACCGCAGCUAUUCAUGAAAUGGAACCAUCCUAUCGAAAUUAUAAUGAAGAGGGUGCUACUUAUAUUCGACGACAUCAUCGAACUCGAAAAUCCAGAAAAAUGCUCAAACAAGUUCAAUGA
Messenger RNA from Brugia malayi, 981 nucleotides. RefSeq names its product Cuticle collagen C09G5.5, putative. The record is from RefSeq and is a predicted model, not a curated record. Gene Ontology annotation, molecular function: structural constituent of cuticle. NCBI's taxonomy places the organism in Eukaryota, Metazoa, Nematoda, Chromadorea, Rhabditida, Onchocercidae. The transcript is spliced from 6 exons. The coding region runs from base 1 to 981 and encodes 326 amino acids.